UCAAAUCGCAGAUAACAACAAUUCAAUCUCUCUCUUCUCUCUCUGAUCAUCAAUGGAGGAACCGAAUUCUGCUUCCGAAGCUAUGGCGGACGACGAUUACGAGAGCGAAAUCGAGGACGAGAAAGUUCCGAAAUUCGAACUCAAAGUGAACCACGAAGCUAAGCUCAAGGAACUGUUGCACAAAAUCAAUUCGAUCGAGAUUAAGUUAUGCUCCGACGCGACUAAAGAGUUCAUCAAGUUGCUUAAAGCCGAUUCCGGAGGCGAAUUUCUCAGGUAUUAUGUAAGGAGUUCGCCUCGAUGUUCGGAGCUUCUAGAUGCUUGGAAGCUUCGGCGAGGAAAAUCCGGUUUGUCGUACAUUUUCAGAUUGAUUUCUGCUGUUUUGAGUCAUGAUUGUGGGAAAUAUAGGCCGAAUGAUAAGGAGGGAAUUGGGAUAAGUAGAGUUUUGGAUAAGUGUUCGAAAUUGAUUAUUGAAGAAUAUAUGCAAGAUGUGUAUAAGGAGAUGAAUAGUAGGGAAACCAAGAGCCAAAAUGCGGUGCUGAAGCUGAUGGCUUCGGUUGUUAGGCGCGGGUCGGGGUUGGCGUCGGAUGUGGCGAAGAGUUUUGAUUUUAAGCUUAAAGGGUUUUCAAAGCUGGCGGGGUACAAGAGGAUGAAGAAUGAGAAGAGAGUAAAGGGGUCUUCAAGGAGGUCUUUUGUCGAGUUUGCCAUGUCGUUUUUGGAGGUGGGCAAGCCUGGGUUGUUGAGGUGGGUGUUGCAGCAGAGGGAAAUGUAUUCCGGCGUCCUCCGGGGACUCGGGAACGAUGAUGAUGAAACUGCUGUAUAUGUUUUGUCCACUUUGAGGGAUAGGAUUCUUGUCGAAGCAUCGUUGGUGCCUCCGGGGCUUAGGAGUGUUCUUUUUGGGAGUGCCACUUUGGAACAAUUAGUUGAGAUUUCCGGCAGGGAGAAUGGAGGGUCUGCUGCAGAGUUGGCAUACAAUGUUCUUGUUUUGGUCUGUAUUGACCCUUGUAAUGGGUUGAUGCCAGAUCCUUUUAGACGACCGAGGCCGUUGAAGGGUAAUAUGAGACGACUUUUGGACCUAAUGAAGAAGCUGAGAGCAACUGAGAUUGUCUAUCAUAGAGAUUUGCUCUUGGCUAUUGUUAGUGGGAGGCCGUCAUUUGGUGCAGCAUAUAUGGAAGAGUUUCCUUACAACCUCGAAGAUUACGCAUCACCCAAUUGGUUUGCUAUUGUGACUUUGGCAGCAAACUUGGUUUCCUCAGUGGGAAAAGGCCUUAAGUUUGAUUUCCUUGCUUCUCAAUCUCACGAUCAAGCUUCAUCUCAUAGUGGAUUCUUGCAGAAUGUCAUGAAAUGCCUGUGUCCUCGUUCGUUCUCCCGAUCAGUAAUCAAUAAAGGGUUGCUUCACUUGGAUUUUCUAGUGAAGCAUGGAACUUUGAGGCUUCUUUCGGAGGAACUUAAGUUGCUGAACUCCUUAAUGGGGGCUUUAAAUAGUCAAAGCUGUUCUUGUUCCAAGGAUGUCGAACAAGAUUGGGCAUCUAUUAAGCAAGAAAUUCAGAAUGAAGUUCGAGCUUUGCUUCCUGAUCCUCAAGUUUUGUUAACCCUGCUUUCCUCUCUAAGUAGCCAAUCAAAAACUCGUGAAUUAUCUCUAAAAAGGAAAUCAAAAGCGGAGAACUUCCCUGAGCAUGGCAAAAGCAAUGUCAAAAGAUUGAAAAAUAAUGUUGUGGACAGCCAGGACUCAGAUAUUAUUGUAGGUGGAAUAAAUUUUUGUGCAGACCUCGCCUCACACGAGGAAAGUGAAAAAGCUUCAAGCACACCUACAGCAGACGAGUUUGACCCUGGAAAGGAUAUUGUGAAUGUUCUUCAAGAAAUUUGGGGCCCAGAUUUAGGCUUCAUGACUGUUUCUGCAGUGAAGGAGGCAGAGACAUACUUUCAGUCUAAGCUGCUUGAUGCUCUGAAAACUUAUUUCCAAGUUUUGCCAACUGCUUUGGAGGGAUCAUUUGAGUUCCUUAUAAAUCUCUUAACCGACCCUUUAGCCUUGCAUACUAAUUUACAGCGCUCUCUAUUAUCUUUGUUAAUUGAAUACGUCCGGUGGUCUCCCACUGGAAUUCCCAUUAGCUCCCCACUUCUGAUGUAUAAACACCUUCAGUCAUUUAUGAGCUUGUUAAUAUUUUCACCAAUCAGCGACAUUAAGAAUCAGGCAUAUGAUCUGGCACAAGCGGCCAUGUUAAGUACCGGUGCCUUUGAUAGAAAUCGUCAUGAAAUUGGAUCAUGGUUCUUGUUUUUACCAGGUUAUGAUAGAAGAAAACCUUCUUUUCAUGUUCCAGGAGUGGAAGCGUUACAGAGGAUGUGUCAAGUUGUCAUCUCAUUCUUAUGUGAUGCAAUUUCUACUGUGGGAAAUAAUUUAUUCAAAUACUGGGACAUUGUUCAGCGUCAUACCUGCAAUUUAAAAGUUUUGAAAGAUGCAUCACCUGAUUUCAGCCCUCUUGUAGUAUGUAUACUGCAGAAAUGUAUAAGGUUGCUUGAUUCUGAAUCUGGAACCUUUACAUUGCCAGAGAAAUCAAUGAUAUCAUUAUAUGUUUGUGACACACUAAAGUACAUCUUGCAAACUCAGGUAGAUGCAAGAUUGUUAUCCGCUGUAAUUGAUGCAAUCUUGUUGGAGAGAGUUGGUGAACAUGGUUCUGUUACUGAUGACUCUGAGGCUGCCUUCUGUGAGUGGAGGCCAUUGAAGAAUCUAUUACUCUUUUCCCGAAGCAUAUUGCAUCAACAAGCAUGUAUCUUUUCUAUUGAUAAGAAAGCUAAGCCGGAUGCUAGUUCUUUCGGGGUUGCCCUGAGUGAAGUUAAAAGAUCCCUUAGGAAUGGGAAUGACGAUGAAAUAGCAGGAAUAACUAAAGCCUUCUCUUCCUCAAUUAUUUGUGCGACACCUAAAGAGAUAUUAAAUUCUUUUCCAACUGUUAUGUCCAUUUCAAAAAUUCUCCCUAGUGUUCCUGCAUAUCUUAUGCCAUCACUUUUCUUUCUUGAACAAACCCUCCUAACAAGUGUCUCUAAUUUCUGGCCUGAAGUAUUUUUUGCUGGCCUUGAAAUGACGGUAUCUAGUACUUAUUACAAAGACAGGAAGGAUGAUGCUUGUGGAGCUACAGAUUAUGCUUUGGCCAUGGAAGAAAUGGUUGGUACCAAGGAGUUUGAUACAAAUGAAGCUGCUUCAGCUGCAUUUACCUUUAGUUUCUUUUUGAAGCAGGCACCUUUCCAUGUUUUAUUUCCUUCCAUUAUGAGCACCGAUGGUCCUUAUUCCUCAGAGCCCACGAAGAUAAAAGACCUGCUUUUGGCUAAACUGUCAGAGUGGAAAUUUGAUGGCCGCUUUGUUUCCUAUCUGCGCCUUUUGCUCUUUUGGAUUCACCAGAUACAAUCAUCUUAUAGAGUUAGCCCAGCAGCGAAAUUACAAGAACUUUCUGAGAUUUGCUUUGUUCUCUUAAAAGACCUGUUGGUUCAGCUGUUAGAUAUAAAGAUUGAUUCUGAUUGUCCCAGAACUUCCAGGGUUCUCUUGUCAACACAAGAGAUUCAAGAAGUGGCAGUAACCAUCUUCUGUCAUCCUGCUGUGGAAACAUCAAUAUCCCGCCCUUUGGGCUGUGAUGUGAGCUUGGCAAAGGCAAACCUGCUCAACAGUAUAGGUUCUUUGACUAAUUCAUCCAGGCAGAGCGUCCAUAAGUUGGAUCACCAUAUUUUAGAUAUGUUGGUAAGAACUUCUGAGUACUUGUUUUCCCUGUGUGAUGAUCACCAUUUUGAGGUCAAAGUAAAAAAUGUUGUUGGUAAUAAGCUUGUGAAGGUUGUUAAUAUGCUGAUACAGAUGAUUCUUAAGGAAGUGAAGGAGGGAUUUGACCGAUGCAUUUCCACAGGGGAUCUAAUACAACUCCUCCAGCCGUAUUAUGCUUUACAUGCGAUGAUUCAUUUUGCAUCUCCUGUCGAGCUGCUUGAAUUGGUGCAGUGGAUGUUUAAGAGAGUUAAUGUUGAUAAAUUGACAGACGAGAACUCUAACAAGACAUCUCCUAUCUCUUUUGGAUUUUGUAUUGCUGUUGGUGCUUUCAGAAAUCUAUCUGCUUAUUUGAUGCAGCCACUGUCAAAGAGAAGAAAAUAUGACAUGCUUUGGGAUGUGGAAGAAAAUAAGAAUGUCAACAUUGUUGAGGAAAUCUACAUUCAAGUGACUUGGCUUGCCAUGCAUUUUGAAACAGAGUAUGCAGACAUGUGCUUGCUGGAAGCCGUUAAUGCUGCUCAGAUGCAGAAAUUCAGGCGGCAUCAUAGUUUUCAUCGUUUGAGUUUGGUAAUGUCAAGAGUUAUUAUGAACACUUCUGUGAAAAUCCUUCCCCAUUGCACCUAUAGAACAACUAUGACCAAAGCUAAGCUGUUGUUUCUUCUCACUGAUAUGAGUUCCCUUCAUUUGUCAAUCUUUGGAGACUUAUUUUUGAGUCUUGUAAACAAAGAUUUGGUUCACAGAGGCAAUAAGGCAGAAGAAAGCCGUGGCUUUGCUCUUUCUGAUGAGGAGUAUAUGAUGCUUUUACCUACCGCUUUGUCAUACUUAAAUUCUUCUAUCAUGAAGUUUGGACUGCAAAAUUACAAGCAUUUUAGAAGUAUACCUUCUUUUUAUUCAACAAUUCUUUUGAAGGGUUUCCGUGAUUGGAAGAGCUUUGUGUCUAGCGACGUGUUUUGGGAGGAAUAUGGAAAUUUCUUACCAACAUCUACUCAAGAGCUUCUCAUUCUUGUAAAUGAUAGUCUUCUUGGAAAAGCCAUUCGUAUGUUGCAAUUUCACUUUGCCCUGGAUGGAGGUUCAAUGAAAAUGAAGAAGAGGUUGAAGCUAUUUAAUUCCAUAUUCCCAGUUUCUACUUCACACGAGGAGUUGGUAGACUCUGAUUUUAUUGCAGCAGAUUCUUGCUCACUUAACCAAGCAUUGAACCUCAUAAAUAGAGUUCUCGCAAAGAUAUCAUUGUGCAGGGUGCUGUUAUUUCCUAAUUGUAAUCAGAUUCAGUCUAUACCAAAAGAGGAUGGGGGUUUAAAAGAAACUCCUUGGGAAAUGGGGUCUACUAAAGAGGAUUGCUCAGGAAUGGACUUCGUAAAGAUUUUGGUGGGUCUUUGGCAGUCGAUUGUUAAGAAAUUUCCUUUAGUUUCUGGUAGUUACAAAAAGAGGACAGACAUUGUGUCCCUGUUCCGAUACUUGGAAGCUUUCAUAUUGCAAAGUAUCCUUGAAUUAACAACAGAAAUGCAUGGUAGUCUUAUCCAGCUAGAAUCUAUUCCCUUCCUAGAACAAUUGAUGAAAUCAGCUCUCAGAUAUAGGUUUGAAGACCCUACAACUUUAAAAAUGCUCCAAGGUAUUCUAACUGUGUUGUCCGAGGGUAAAUUUUCACGUGACUUUUAUCUCCAGCUCCUACUUGCGCACUCUCAGUUUGAGUCAACCAUUCACUCAGUUUCCAACUCGACAAAUUGUUCCCAUAUUGGGGCAUUCUUGAGACCUUUGCCUGGUGUUUUGAGACAUCUUGUUUUCCCUACGGCUGACAAAAACACAUCUGAUGGAAAUCAUGAGCUGGAAACAAUGGACCUGUACUUAAAACAGUUGGGGGUAAUUAAAUUACUCCGAGUACUCUUUUCGUUCAAAUCUCAUCAGUCUGCUUCUGAUUUCGGAAAAAGUCUAGGCAUAAAGUUCAGGAAACUGCAUUUACUGCUUCUGUCCUCUUAUGGUGCAAAGCUAAAUGAAAUGGACAUGGAGAUAUACAAUCUGAUGUCGACAAUCGAAUCUUUUGAUGGUUUGGAGGCUGAGAAUAUUGCUGGGUUGGAUCAUCUAUGGGGGACUGCUGCUUCAAAAGUAGAAAAAGAACAGGCUCUGGAACAAGAUAUCAUGAAUGAUGCUGAAGCAGUUAAAGAACGUCGUAGAAGUCAAUUUAGAGAAAACCUUCCUGUUGACCCCAAAAUAUGUGCAUCCACGGUGCUGUAUUUUCCUUAUGAUAGAACUGCAUCUCAUGAACCAGUAUCCUUGGACAAGUUUCGAGCUGAUAAUUUUGCCUGUAUGAUUGUGAAUUAUACACAGACGCGUCCUUCUGAUGUUGAAAACCUAGAGCGAUAUGAUCCUGUUUUCAUCCUGCGGUUCUCGCUUUAUAGUCUAACUGUGGGUUAUAUUGAACCUAUGGAGUUUGCUGGUUUAGGCUUGCUUGCCAUUGCAUUUGUUAGCAUGUCAUCACCUGAUGAGGGGAUAAGAAAGUUGGCUUAUAGCACUCUUGGGAAAUUUAAGGACACAUUGGAGCAAUGUAAAAAGAGGAAGGAAGUGACACGUAUUCGACUACUGCUUUCUUCUUUGCAAAAUGGCAUAGAAGAGCCAUGGCAGAGAAUUCCAUCUGUUGUUUCAAUUUUUGCCGCAGAAGCAUCAUUUAUUCUGUUAGAUCCUUCACAUGAUCAGUAUUCAACCUUAAGUAGACUUUUGAUGAAUUCAUCCAAGUUAAAUCUGAAGAAUGUACCUGUGUUUAGUGAUUUUUUCUGGAGCACCUCUGUGAAUUAUAGAGCAGAUAGGUUGUGGAUACUUCGCCUAGUAUAUGCGGGGUUAAACUCGAGUGAUGAUGCCCAAAUUUACAUCAGAAACUCCAUUCCUGAGACUUUCAUGAGCUUUUACUUUUCUCCACUUUCAGACACCGAGUCCAAGGAUCUAAUUCUUCAGGUGGUGAAGAGGUCCGUUAAAUUUUAUAAGUUGACCCGUCAUCUGGUUGAAAGUUGUGGUCUCUUGCUAUGGUUGUCAUCUGUCUUGACCGCCAACACAAGGAAUUCUAGAGACGAAACUAACAUUUUCAUAAUGCAACUAACUGUGGUGUUAGAGGUUGUCAAUGGUGUCAUUUCUUCUAGAAACAUUACCGAGUGGUUGCAAAAGGAGGCUCUUGAGCAGCUUAUGGAACUCGUGUCUCACCUGUACAGAUUCUUGGUUGAUGGUAUGGUAUCGGUGAAAGAACACGCUACAUUGGUCAAUCUUCUUCUAGAAACAUUGAUAUCAACAUUGAAGAUAUCCCAGAAAAGGAAGAUAUAUCAACCCCAUUUCAACCUAUCAAUUGAAGGUUUAUAUCAAAUAUGUGAAGUUCUCAGUACGGAUGAUGAUGUGAUAACUUGUGCUAAUGCCGAGUUUGGUCUCAAAGCCAUACUCAUGAGUACACCUCCAGCUGCCAUUUUUUCCAUGAGUCAAGAAAAGCUUUCAAGGUUUCUUAUGUGGGCAGUUUCCUCUGCUUUGCAAGCAGAAUGUGCAAAAUCACCUCAAAGCAAAUUAUCACAGCAGAGUCUCUCAUUCAUAUUAGAGGAAGAGCAACAUGAAGACUCUUUAUUAUCGAAACUUCUUCGUUGGCUUACUGCUUCUGUAAUCCUAGGGAAGCUAGUUACAAACUCGAAUGAUUUGGAUCCAAAGACAGGGUCAAGCGUUAAGGAUCUAUUGAGUUCAUUGGAUCAUGUUGAAACUGCAUGUGAAGAAAGCAACCAAAAUGGAGUUGGCCGGGAAGAAUUUUUAGCUUCUACAAUUCUCUUCCUCCAACGGCUUGUUGGCACAAAUCACAAAGUGCUACCGUCAGUUGUGUCUGCACUUAGUAUUCUCCUCCUCCACGCCUUCAAUCUUGCGGAUGUUUUGCGUGGUCAUGGAUUAAGAUCACUCUUGGAAUCACUUUGGUCAAGAAUUUGCCCCCCCGCCGAAGCUAAUCCUUCCUGGAGAUGGUCAUUUUACCAACCUUGGAAGGACCUCUCUUUGGAAUUAACUGAUUCGCAGAAGUUGGAUGAACUCCAUGCUUGUCAAACUCUUCUUUUCGUUAUGUCGAAUGUGCUCGGGAGUAUGAACUCUGAAUCUCUCCGAAGUCUAACAGAAGAUGUGCGGAAAAUUGAUUCCUUUGAACGGGAAAAGGGCAUUUUGGGACUUGAUGAGUGCAAUAAUUGGGAGUGAAAAAAUUGCAUUAUAAAAUAGCUUGUUGUAACAAUAGGUACAGAAUGUUACAAAGUCUAGUAUCUAGAGAUUAUCGGCUUAAAAGUGUACAGACGCAAAUUUCAGAAAUAUGAUUUCGCAAAAGAAGAUUUUUAGUUUCUGUUGUCCCUGA
Molecule: messenger RNA, 8081 nt
Organism: Morus notabilis
Lineage: Eukaryota; Viridiplantae; Streptophyta; Magnoliopsida; Rosales; Moraceae
Exons: 14
Coding region: 53-7930 (2625 amino acids)
Biological process (GO): maturation of LSU-rRNA from tricistronic rRNA transcript (SSU-rRNA, 5.8S rRNA, LSU-rRNA); maturation of 5.8S rRNA from tricistronic rRNA transcript (SSU-rRNA, 5.8S rRNA, LSU-rRNA)
Cellular component (GO): nucleolus
Source: RefSeq, a predicted model, not a curated record